Marchantia polymorpha subsp. ruderalis is the source of this 2301-nucleotide messenger RNA. Lineage: Eukaryota; Viridiplantae; Streptophyta; Marchantiopsida; Marchantiales; Marchantiaceae. The record is from the annotation of a GenBank genome assembly.
GUCGCAUGAUACGCUAUACGCUAUACGGUCAUACGAGCGCACAUUGGAUCGGAAGUUGUGAAAGUGAGGCUCGAGCUGGCUGGAGGGCGAGAGGCGUGAAGGCUUGUGGCGGGCGAUGGCAGCGACGCGUUACAUCGAGCACAGUUGUUGUGCGUGGAGAAGGAGAAGCCCGAGAUGAAAGCGCAGCGACCAAUUUUCUGAUUCCGAUUCCGAUUGCGACGAGGUUCGAUUCGAGAGUCGGACGCGUUGCUGCGGAGCGAUCCGUGAAUGUUGCUCGUGACGUCAAGCGAGCGGGGGGCUCGUGUUUCGAACAUGGAGGCUCAAGUGGUGCUCGGUUUUCUGGGGUUGCGUGUGAUGCAGCCCUGAACCGUCGGCAGAGCUCCUCCUUUUUGUCCUGUAGGCUAAGUUCGCAUGACAUUGCCACCGGGGCUGGAUUUUGGCGUGAUUCUUGAAUCGGGGAUCGAUUUGGAGCCAGGAAUGAGAAUUGGCCCCUUCCGGCCGAGGACGAGGGAGUGAAUCCCUUUUGGAAUUAGCUCGAUUGGAGUUUCGUGAGCGUUGCUUGCAGAGUCGUCGCUUGCUGCGGAUGCGUUGAGCGAGGGAGAUGCUGCUCUAGCUCGGUUGGUGGUUGUUCUGAUGGCAAAGGAUGACGGGGCGAAGCGUGCAGUCACUUGUGCGAACGUUUUGCAUAAAUCGUGGUACCGGCUUCUGCAAAUUUCGAAGAAGAAGAAGAGGUCGCAGAGACUGAAGAAGGACAAGGGAGUCACGAACGACGAUGAAGGUGCAGGGGAGAUGGCAAUACCCGAGCAUCUGGUGGAAACCAUUCUGUCGAGGAUUCCGUAUCCACAUGUCUUUAAAACCCGCUUUCUUUCGAAGCAGUGGUAUGCCAAGUUUCCAGUUGAUGACGGUGACGAGAAUUUUCCCACCCCUUUUCAAGAAACAAUCAAAUCUUCGUCGACUAUGUGGCCCAGCUUUUGCCCCGUUUACUUGAAUCCCGCGGGUUCGCUCAUUGGGUUCAAUAGCACCACGAAAAGCUGGCAGGUUAUUUCUGUCUCGGCUUCUGUUCCAAGCAUUUUGUUCUAUCCGAAUGCACGGCGGGAGAGAAGAUUGUAUUUCGGAGGAUCCCUUCUCGCCAUCCUUGAUUGCGGUAUCUGUCAAAGACCAACUGCCGAUCAUCACCUCUUUGUGAUGAACAUUCAAAGUGGAAGUUGGAGGGAGAUUGCAGUGUCUGAGGACAGACGAUUGGGCAUCAACACUUAUCUGCUUCUGAUUAACGAGGUUGGAAUGGAUGGCUAUAAAGUCUUGGUGAAUCAGUACUACAAUAGCAGCAGCUCUCCUUUCAAAACAGAUGUUUAUGAGUCCAACUCCGCUGGUUCGUCAUGGACAACCUCAAAUUACAGGUCAGAAUUUACCAACUCGCCAACAGAGUUUUCCGAGUAUUGUCUUUAUCAUGAUGGCAAUCUUUUCUGCAUGGAGCCCGAAGGCAAGGUUGGUCCCAUCGAACUGGUGGAUCUUGUUGAUCCUGAAGUGGUGAGGUUAUGGAAGUUCAACUUGAAAAUGGGUGUCUGGACAGAGUCCGCGCACACUAUUCAACUUCAUGGGAAGGCAUGGUCAGUCGGAGGUGUGUUUCGCUGUGGCUCCAGACUCAUGCUUGCAGUAAUUCAUGAAGAACCUGAAAUAGAAACGGAGAUAGAAACAGAUAUUGACGACAUCGAGGAGUCGUGGGAGUAUAUCGAUAGUUUGAACCUCAGGCCAAGGGCAAGAAUAUACGAAAUCAAUGCGGAACGGUUGGACUUUGUCGAGGUUUCGAUCAGUCCCCUAGAUAUUUACCCAGGUAGCAUACUGAUGUCUGAUAGGCACUGCAUCUAUUUUGCUCAUGUUUUGUACAACAGAACUUCAGUUGCUUGUUACAACAUUCGUGAUGAUACCUGGAGUCGACUUCCUUCUCCACCACCAGACUUUUGCCGCAGCCCUAACCGAGCGCUAAGACGUCCAUUUAACCCUUGGGCAAGAUCAGCUUAUGAACCUGGAGUAAACCCCUUUGCUUCGACAUGAGUGAUAUCAUUCUCCUGCGUCCACUCCCAGGAGGACACUCCAACUUCCCAGGACGUCCUCGUGAGGAGCCAUGAACCGUCUGUCCUAGGAAGCAUGGGGGGGGGGAGGCUCUACAUCGAUGGUGUUUUCAUAAUGGUGUGAAUCCAGGAGAAUGAUCUGCCUUGUAAAGCUAAGAACCUCCUUUGUAUUUUCUCUCUCCUUCUAAACUGUGUAAGUACCCGAUUGUGAAUAAAAUAGCUUUUGUGAAUG